CACUGAUACUGAACCCACGCACGCGAGACCUCCGUUGUAAACAAUCCGAACGAGUCCCCUUAAACGCUUGCGGAAUGGCCACCGAAGAGCACCAGCGCCUGGCCGGCAUCGUGAAGAGCUGCCACGAGAGCCUGCGGCAGCUGACGAAGGAGCUGGGCGCCCGGGCGGCCUGGCAGGAGCACACGAGUCCGCGGAACGCCAAGCGGCUGGCGGAGUACGCCAAGGCCAUGCGCCAACUGGCGUCCAUAUGGGAGACCAACGAGGGCAAUGUGGAGCUGCAGGCGCGCAGCCGCAUCAAGUGGGCCAUCGACUACAUCACCAAGUACUUCUUCACCGAGGGCAUCUACCUGCAGAAGCGCCAGCGGGAGCAGCGCCUGCUGGAGUCCUACAGAGCGGAGGGCAAGCUGGGCGAGGUGGAGUGCCGGCUGAUGGAGGAGCCGCCGGACAGGCUGCACGUGCUGGACGUGGGCAGCUGCUUCAAUCCCUUCUCCAGUGCCCCCCACCUCGAGGUAACCGCCCUGGAUCUGUGCCCCGCCACCGAAGACGUUCUGCAGGCGGACUUCCUCAAGGUGGAGGUGGUGCCGGAAAUAGACGGGCCCCAGCUGGAGGCGGGCAGCGUAAGGAGGCUUCCGGCGAACCACUACGAGUGCGUCAUCUUCAGCCUGCUGCUGGAGUACAUGCCCAGCGCGGAGCAGCGGCUGCAGUGCUGCCUGAAGGCCUACGAUCUGCUGCUGCCCGAGGGCAUCCUCGUGCUCAUCACACCCGACUCGCAGCACGUGGGCAAGAACGCGCACCUGAUGAAGAACUGGCGCUACUCGCUGGCCAGGAUCGGCCUGCUGCGGGUGCGCUUCGAGAAGCUGCCGCACAUCUCGUGCAUGGUCUUCCGCAAGGCCAUCAGCCGGGAGCUCUCCCGCCACUGGGCGAGCGUCCACCGGGAGGAGGGGAUGUGCGAGGAGAUCCGGAUACCGCAGGAUGAUAACUAGAUAGCCAGAUAAGAGGCCCCAUAAAUUACAUUGUCCAUGUCUACUUGUUUAUGGCCUAACUUAUCUGUGUGCUAAGUGCGAGUUAAUAAUAAUGGUUGGCGAUUUAUCUACUAUCUAUAAA
This is a messenger RNA of Drosophila takahashii, 1104 nucleotides long. It is a transcript of the gene Samtor, whose product is annotated as S-adenosylmethionine sensor upstream of TORC1. NCBI's taxonomy places the organism in Eukaryota, Metazoa, Arthropoda, Insecta, Diptera, Drosophilidae. Gene Ontology annotation, biological process: negative regulation of TORC1 signaling. The record is from RefSeq and is a predicted model, not a curated record.